GCCGGCUUUCGUGUACGCGUUGUCUUUGACGUUGAAAAACCCAGUGAAAUUUUCCGGCGCGGAAAUUCGAAAACUGCGAUCCGGCUCGAAGGACCGUGGAUCGUGAUACUUUUUGAAAAAAAAAAUAAAAAUGUGCUCGAAUUACUUUUGAACUAUAGUGACUGAGUAAUUACGAUAACUAUUCCUAUGAUUACUUGUAAAUAGUGUAAAAUAUAAGCGUUUUGAAAAACUUUUUUUUUUUGGAAAAUGGGGUGGUUGGAAAAUCGCCACCACCACGUCAGGUGGAUUAUGUUACCGCUGGUUACUUUUUGGACGUUUCAGCUGAUUUUUGCAGAUUCGAAAUUAGCUUUGGGAUCAGGCGAUCCGACAGGAGUAUUGUGUCCGCCGGGAAUGUUCAAAUGUCCAGAAGGCAAAUGUAUACCGUCCCUCUGGGUUUGUAAUUACCAAAAAGACUGCGAGAAAGGAGAAGACGAGUUCCAGCAGUGCGCUCCUCCUGAUUGUGAACCUGGACAGCUCACCUGCAGACAGUACAUAUUCAACAAAACUUACUGUAUACCACCCCACUACAGAUGUGAUAUGAACGUGGACUGUAUCGAUGGAUCUGAUGAAUCGGAAUGCACGUACCGGAAAUGUCAAGCGGACGAUUUCCAUUGCGGCCCGAAAACUUCAGAUCCUUGCAUACCGAAGGAAAAAAAGUGCGACGGAUAUUUGGAUUGUAGAACCGGCAAAGACGAGCAAAAUUGUCCGGGAAUUUCUUGUAGGCUCGAUCAGUUCAGAUGUGCGAAUGGACAAAGGUGCAUCGAAGCUUCACAGAAAUGCGACCACAAAAACGACUGCGGCGACAAUUCCGACGAACAAGGCUGCAACUUCCCAGUCUGCCACGGAGUCCAAUUCAGAUGCGCUAACGCCCUUUGCAUCCCUGGAGCUUUUCGUUGUGACGGGUACCAAGACUGUAGUGACGGUAGCGAUGAAGUAAACUGCACCGCCAUAGCUUGCCCGGAUAAUAAAUUCUUAUGCCCCAAAGGAACACCGCAGGGCACUUACAAAUGCAUUCCCAAAAGUAAACUUUGCGAUGGCAAAAACGAUUGUGAAGAUCAUGCUGAUGAAGAAGCAGCAUGCUCGAAACUGGCUUGUCCUGUGUUAAAUUGUGAGCACAAAUGUCAGGCUUCGCUAACUGGAGGUCAGUGCUAUUGUCCAGACGGAAAAAUACUGGCUAGUGACAACAAAACAUGCGCAGAUAGAGAUGAAUGUUCUUUAUGGGGCUAUUGCGAUCAGUUGUGUGCCAACACACCUGGAAGCUACAGCUGCAGCUGUGCAUCUGGAUAUACCCUGAGAGAUCGUAACCGAUGCAUUGCUGACGACUCGAAUAACGUCCAACUAUAUUUUGCACAGGACAAAAGUAUUUUUAUGAUGAAUCCUUCAGGAAGCAAUGUGAAAAUCGUUGUUAAUACAACUGGCGCUAGCGGUUUGGAUUUUCACUAUAACAGAAAUGUGUUGUUCUGGUCCGAUGUCAAAACCAAAAGAAUCCAUUCGCAGCAGCUCAAAGGCACCUCUUCGUUUGGUCCUAUUGAACGUGACAUUGUUCUUCCAGGUACUUGGUUACCUGUAGCCAUAGCAGUGGAUUGGGUAGGAGACAAGCUUUACGUAGCAGAUGCUAUUGGUCAAAAAAUUGACGUAUUUGAACUGCAAGCAGCUCCUGGACAGAAUCGUGGUCACGCCAUAGCUUUAAGCUCCAACCUAAGCAAUCCAGCUGAUAUAGCAUUGGAUCCCACAGUUGGUCUGAUGUUUGUAGCGGAUAGCUCACAAGUUUUAAGAGCGAACAUGGAUGGAACCAACUCAUUUUCAAUUGUUUCCGAAGCAGCUUACAAAGCUUCCGGUAUUGCAGUUGAUAUUAUUGCCAAACGAGUCUUUUGGUGCGAUUCUUUGUUGGAUUAUAUUGAAACUGUGGAUUAUGAAGGACAAAACAGAUUUUUGGUUGUUAGAGGACAACAAGUCCCUAGUCCAGCACGCUUGGCAUUAUUUGAAACCAGAGUGUAUUGGACAGACAGUACUAAACAAGGAGUAAUGUCUGUGGACAGAUUCGAAAGCACUAGCAUCCAAAGUAUUUAUCGUAUGAGAGAUAUACGAGAUCCUAAAGCGAUCAAAGCUGUACAUCCUUUAGUGCAAAGAUACGUCAACAAUCCUUGCGGAAAUAAUAAUGGAGGAUGUCAGCACAUGUGUAUUGUUACCAAAACUGAAGCGAGAAUACCGAUUUUGGGUUACAGAUGUGCUUGUAAUAUUGGCUACAGAUUACUCUUGGAUGAACAAAAAUGUGACCUUAUUGAUGACUUUUUAAUGUACUCUCAGCAAAGAUUCAUCAAAGGUAAAGUUUUGGAUCCAGUUGUUGAAGGAUUUAGUGAUGCCAUCUUACCAGUUGUUUCUAGAAGAGCAAGGUUUGUUGGUUUGGACUUCGAUGCCAGUGAAGAGCAGAUUUAUUACUCCGAUGUGCUCCAAGACGUUAUCUACAGAGUGCAUCGUAAUGGCGAAUCCAAAGAAAUAGUUUUGGCCUCUCAAAAUGAAGGCGUGGAAGGUUUGGCAGUGGAUUGGGCUGCUAAAAAUUUAUAUUACAUCGACAGCAGAAAAGGUACCCUUAACGUCUUAUCAACGAGAAAUGUUACGUAUAGAAGAACUUUGCUGAAAAAUUUAAAAAGACCUAGAGCUAUAGUAGUGCAUCCUAAUAAGGGAUUUUUGUUUUUCUCUGAAUGGGACAGACCAGCAAAUAUUUCAAGAGCGUUUACUGAUGGUACCAAUUUAACAGUAUUCAAAAAUCUUACUUUGGGUUGGCCAAAUGGUUUAUCUAUUGAUUUUGAAACUGACAGACUUUAUUGGUGCGAUGCUUUACUGGAUCACGUGCAGCAUUCUAAGUUAGACGGCACGGAUAUAAGAACAGUUAAUUCAAGAUUGAUCCGUCAUCCCUUCAGCAUUGUAAUUUACAAAGAAUUUAUGUACAUAACUGAUUGGCGUUUGGAUGCCAUUAUCCGACUACAUAAGCUGACAGGUGAAGGAGAAGAAACUUUAGUACGGGAACCGCAAACUAAUAGAUUAUACGGAGUAAAGAUUUAUUCUAGAAGUGAACAAAAUGUUACCGAAUUGCAUCCUUGCCACAUGAAUAAUGGCGAAUGUCAAAAAUUGUGCUUUGCUAUACCAACAGAAAAUGAACGAUUAAUUUCCAAAUGUGGCUGUCCAUAUGGAGAAAGACUUAUAGAAGACCAAAAAACUUGUCAAGCUGAUCCUAACCAUGAGCCACCGGUACAAGCUUGCCCUAACAGUUGGGACUUUACUUGCAAUAACCAAAGAUGUAUUCCAAAAUCUUGGGUAUGUGAUGGAGAUGAUGAUUGUUUGGAUAAUAGUGAUGAAGAACAGAAUUGUACUAAACCUACAUGUAACGCGCAAGAAUUCCAAUGCAAAUCAGGCCGUUGCAUUCCAUUAACUUUCAAAUGUGAUGCUGAAAACGAUUGUGGAGAUUUCAGUGAUGAAACUGGAUGUGUUAAUGUCACUUGUAGCUCUACUCAGUUCCAUUGUGAUAAUGGAAGAUGUAUUCCAAGCAGCUGGAAAUGUGAUUCUGAAAACGACUGUGGUGAUGGAAGUGACGAAGGCGAUUCCUGCGCAGAAAAAACAUGCGCCUACUAUCAAUUCACUUGCCCUAGAACUGGACACUGUAUCCCACAAAAUUGGGUAUGCGAUGGAGAUGACGAUUGUUUCGACAAACAAGACGAACAAGAUUGUCCGCCAAUCACUUGCAAGUCUAACCAAUUCAAGUGCGCUGAUUUGAGACAAUGCGUACAAGAGAGCUACAAAUGUGAUGGGAUUCCUGAUUGUAAUGACGGCAGUGAUGAGUUGGGAUGCCCCUCCAUAGCACCCGAUCAAUGUAACUUGGAAAAACACUUCCAAUGUCAAUCGUCGGGCAUUUGCAUUCCAAAAUCCUGGCAUUGCGAUGGAACUCCGGAUUGUGACGAUAGAUCUGACGAACCUGACACGUGUGGCAACAUCGACAAUUGUCCUCUCAAUUUCUAUCAAUGCAGCAAUCAUCAGUGUAUUCAUAAAGCCUACAUUUGUGAUGGUGUAGAUGAUUGUAUAGAUCACUCGGAUGAAAGCUAUAUUCAUGCUUGCAAGAAGCCUCCAUUUAGGUGUCCAUUUGGUCAAUGGCUAUGUCCAGGAAUAACUGAUCGUUGUGUUAACUUGACCAAUGUUUGUGAUGGAAAAACAGAUUGUCCUAAUGGAGCAGAUGAAGGCCCUGAUUGUGACUUCAAAGAAUGCCAACAUCAGAGCGGCCUUUGUUCUAACGGUUGUAAACAAACUCCAACUGGUCCUUUGUGCUUGUGUCCAGAAGGAGAAACUCUGAAAAGUGAUGGCAUGAAUUGUGAAGAUCUCAAUGAAUGCGAACCGACAGGAAUAUGUUCUCAGACUUGUGUUAACACUAAAGGAUCUUAUUUUUGCAGCUGUGUUCCCGGAUAUCUUCUUGAACCAAAUAAGCAUUCUUGUAAAGCUUAUAAUCAUUCUGCUGCCUUCCUUAUAAUCUCUAACCGUCAUUCAAUUUUGGUGGCUGAUCUUAAAGAUCAAGGAUUAGAACGAGUGCCUAUAAUAGUAGAAAACGUAGUAGCCACAGCCUCAAAUAUGCAUUCAGGCACCAUUUUUUGGUCAGACAUGAAGUUGAAGAAAAUUUCCAAAUUGGAUAGGAAUAGCGUUCCAGUAGACAUAAUUUCCACUGGUUUGGACUUGGUCGAAGGUUUAGCCUAUGAUUGGAUAGGUGGCAAUAUCUACUGGUUAGAUUCAAAACUAAAUACCAUUGAAGUUUCUAAAGAAAGUGGCUCUAACCGAAUUGUGUUGGUUAAAGAGAAUAUCACCCAGCCUAGGGGAAUGUGUUUGGAUCCAAAACCAGGUGCAAGAUGGCUUUUCUGGACUGAUUGGGGCGAAAAUCCUCGCAUUGAACGUAUCGGCAUGGACGGUACCAAUCGUUCUACUAUCAUCAAUACCAAAAUCUACUGGCCCAAUGGAUUAACUUUGGAUACCACUACUAAUCGUAUCUAUUUCGCAGACUCCAAGCUAGAUUUUAUCGACUUCUGCAACUAUGAUGGUACUGGACGCCAAAACGUUUUGGCUGGCAGCCAUUACCUACUGCAUCCUCAUUCUUUGACAAUUUUUGAAGACACUUUAUAUUGGACUGACAGACAACUGAACAGAGUGUUAUCAGCACAUAAGUUUAAAGGAAACAAUCAAACAGUAGUUUCCCAUUUGAUAUCACAACCUUUAAGCAUUCAUGUUCACCAUCCAAGCCUGCAGCCUGUCACUGAGAACCCUUGUGCACAAGCGACCUGUCAGCAACUAUGCUUAGCUAGUCCCAGCUCUGCUAGCGGUUAUACUUGCAAAUGUAGCGCCGGCUUCAAGCUGACACCAGAAGGAAAAUGUACAGAAGAUGACACUCCGUUUAUACUUUUAAUGAGAGGAACGCAAAUUAUUGACACAAGUCUCACUCCAGGAGAUAAUGUAGCAGGAAUUAUUACUCCUAUUGUCGGAAUUGAAAAUGGAAAACAGGUUGAAUACGAUAAGAAAACUAAUGCUAUCUUCUGGUUGGAAGCUAGAGCAGACGAUGAAGAUAAUUGUACUCUCUGGACAACUCCUCUAGGCGGUGGAAACAAAACCCAAUUCUUAGGUAUCGACAAUGGCAUUGUAGGUGCACCAAGUGCCAUAGCAUUCGAUUGGUUGGGCAGGAACAUGUUUAUUGCGAACAGAAUUGCGAGCAACUUUGAAGUUGUGAGAGUCGAUGGCAAAGUACGUCACCGAGCCAUUAUUCUUGCUAAUGAUGGUAAUAAAACGUCAGUGGCUAAUCCCAGAGCCAUUUGCUUGGACCCGACUGAAGGAAAAUUGUAUUGGACUGAUGCUGGUGGCAAUGGAGUACCGCAAAAGAUAGGAAAAGUUAAUAUGGAUGGUUCUAAUUCAGUUAUCCUCGUGGAAGAUGGUCUUGAACGUCCAGAAGCUAUUGUCAUUGACAUCGAAUCCAAAACGCUAUAUUUCAGCACACUAGGAAAACCUUUCAUCCAGAGUAUUAAUACUAAUGGAGGUGCGAGAACAACAAUUUUGACUGAAGCGAAUAAUAUUGCCAGUCCUAAAGCACUUAGUAUUAUGGGUAGCCGAUUGUACUAUAUGGAUCCUAGUUACGAAAAAUUAGAGCAAGUUGCCUUGCCUUCUGGCAAUAAUCCGAGAAUUCUUUUGGAAAAUGAGCCUGACUUGAAGACAUUUACAAUUUUCAAGAAGAGGCCAUUUGUAGAUCAUCCGUGCUUAAUCAAUAACGGCGGCUGCGAGCAAAUUUGUAUCCCUGCAGAAGGCAGAUCUCGUAAAUGUGUUUGUAGUAUUGGUUAUAAGGGUAGCGACAUGCAAUGCGACUCUUACAAAACAUUUGCGGUUGUAACUCAACUGGAUACUGCUAGAGGGUAUAGCCUUAAAGAUUCAGCAGAAGCCAUGGUACCAAUCACAGGCCUUGGACAUCAUAUUUUACAUGUCGAUGUCCAUUAUGCGGAGAACUGGAUUUAUUGGGUGGAAUUUAAUAGAGGGUUCUGGAAUGGUAUUUUUAGAAUCAGGCCAAAUGGAACUGAACUGCAACACAUUAUCAAAGAUGGAAUCGGUAGUAAUGGAAUCAGAGGUCUUGCCAUCGACUGGGUGGUUGGCAACAUAUACUUCACCAAUGUCUUCCCCCAUGAAAAUUACCUGGAAAUAUGUAGAUUAGAUGGCUCAAUGCGCAAAGUCCUUGUGAAAACAACCACCGAUGCUCCACGAGAACUAGCAGUCAACCCGAUCAAGAGAAUUCUGUAUUGGCUCGAUUAUGGUCAACAUCCGAGAAUUGGAAAAGUUAAUUUGGAUGGAUCUGGAUGGUCGCCUUUGGUAACAUCCGGCAUAAGCAAUCCCAGAGAUUUGACUGUCGAUAUGAAUACUCACGAUGUUUAUUGGGUGGAUGCCAGAUUGGAUAUGAUACAAAGGAUUUCCUAUAGCGGCGGUAGCAGACAAGUGAUUAGACGUAAUUUACCAAACCCAAUGGGCAUAGCGAUCCACAAGAGCGACCUUUAUUGGGUGGAUCGCAAUUUGCGAGCUGUAUUCAAGGCUUCCAAAUUCCCGGAUAAUACCAGCCUACCAACUAGAGUGCGCUCUAAUUUAGAUAAGCUCCGCGACAUUGCCAUUUUUGAUAUAACUAAUCAACCUACAGAUGAUAGCAAUCCUUGUAGAAUCAAUAACGGCGGAUGUGAGCAAUUAUGUUUCACUUUCCCUAAUACUUCUUUGCUUAAAUGCGAUUGUGCUACUGCUAUUUCUGCCGAUGGUCGCAGAUGUCAAACUGUAGACGAAUAUUUAGUGUUCUCUACUCGUACUGAAAUUAGAGCUAUCAGUCUCGAUCCACAAACUACCACUUUGCCUUUCUCUCCUAUUGCUAACCUUACCAACGUUGUGGGUAUAGAUUUUGACUACAAACAUCAAACUUUGCUGUUUACUCAAAUCAGACCUUGGGCUAGGAUUGCUAGCAUGUCAGCUACUGCUCCUGAUGGCAAAAAUAUUGUUAAUAUUAAAAACAAAGGAAUAAAUCCUGAAGGUAUCGCUUAUGAUUGGACACAACAGAAAAUAUAUUGGACUGAUUCAUCUAAUAGAAGUAUUUACUCGAUGAAUCUAGAUGGAUCUGAAUUAGUCAUGAUUACUAGAGUUGAAAGACCAAGAGCUAUUGUUAUUGAUCCUUGCAAUGGAACUCUAUUCUACACUGAUUGGGGUAAAUUCGGUACUUCGGGCAAAAUUUUGCGUACCACCAUGGCUGGCUCACUAAAGAAAGUCAUCAUUGACAGAAACUUGGCUCAACCCAGCGGAUUAGCUAUCGAUUAUGACGAACACAUGCUGUAUUGGACUGAUGCGGUCCGUGAGAAAAUUGAAAGGAGUGAUAUGGAAGGCAAAAAUCGGGAAGUUCUAGUUUCAGCUACGAUUUAUCCAUUUUCAAUCACAGUAUUUGGGAAUCAUAUUUAUUGGACGGAUUUGCAAUUGAGAGGAGUUUAUAGGGCCGAGAAGCAUACCGGUGCUAAUAUGAUUGAUAUGGUGAAACGAUUAGACGAUAGUCCUCGUGAUAUCCAAGUGUACUCCACCAAACGUCAAGUAUGCACUGUAAAUCCUUGUCACAUAAAUAACGGAGGUUGCGCUCAAAGUUGCCAUCCCGGACCUAACUUCAAGCCAGAAUGUCGUUGUGAUGAUAACACGAAAUUGGUCAACGAAGGCAGAAUGUGCGUAGCCAAGAACCUAACAUGCGAUUCUAGCAAAUUCUAUUGCCGCAACGGCAGAUGCAUCUCCAGAAUGUGGGCCUGCGAUGGUGAAGACGACUGCGGUGAUAAUUCUGAUGAAGAUACAAACUACUGCGCUUUCCAUUCGUGCUCUCCGAACGAAUUCAGAUGCAAUAACGGCCGGUGCAUAUUCAAAUCCUGGAAGUGCGACCACGAAAACGAUUGCAAAGAUGGAUCGGAUGAAGAAAAUUGCAAUUAUCCUCCUUGUGCGGACGGCGAGUUUACUUGUCUCAAUCACAGAUGUAUUCCUAUGGCUCAAGUAUGCAAUGGAGUCAAUGAUUGUAAGGAUAAUGUUACUUCGGAUGAAACUCACGAGAGGUGUGGGCAUAAUACCACUUGUCCUCCUAAACAUCUUAAAUGCGAAAACACUAACAUUUGCGUGGAACCUUAUUGGUUAUGCGAUGGGGAUAAUGAUUGUGGGGAUAAUUCCGAUGAGAACCCAUUGCACUGUGCCCAAAGAACUUGUCCACAAAACAGCUUUAGAUGUUCCAAUCAUCGCUGUAUCCCAGCUACUUGGUAUUGUGAUGGAGAUGAUGACUGUGGCGAUGGUGCAGAUGAGCCACCAGAGUAUUGCAAAAGCGAUGGAAGAACUUGCUUCGGCGAUCUCUUCACUUGUGACAAUGGAAAUUGCGUGCCAAGAAUCUACAUUUGUGAUGGAGAUAAUGAUUGUUUGGAUAAUAGUGAUGAGGAUAGUCGGCAUGAGUGCAAUGACAGAAAAUGCGAUGAAGAAAAUGAGUUUACAUGUGAAGCUAACAAAGCCUGGGGCAGAGCCCAAUGUAUACCGAAAAAAUGGCUUUGUGAUGGUGAUCCAGAUUGUAUCGAUGGAGCUGAUGAAAAUACUACUCUUCAUCAUUGUGCCGCUCCGCAGACUUGCACUGAGGAACAAUUUACUUGUGGAAAUGGCAGAUGUAUUAAUAAAGGUUGGCUUUGUGACCAUGAUAAUGAUUGUGGAGAUGGUACGGAUGAAGGCAAAGAAUGCAAUUCCCAAUACAAAACUUGCGGCAACAACGAGUUCACUUGUCAAAACUUCAAAUGUAUCAGAAAUCAGUACCGUUGCGAUGGAGAGGACGAUUGUGGUGAUCAUUCGGACGAAGUUAAUUGCAAAAAGGACAACACAACUUGUCCAAUUGCUACACAAUUCCGUUGCAACAGUGGCCAGUGCAUCGAGGGUCAUCUCGUUUGCAACAAAGUGGCAGAUUGUGCCGACGAAUCUGACGAACCAUUGCAUUGUAAUGUUGAUGAAUGUGCCAAAGUGGAAAUUCAUCAGUGCGGUCACAAAUGCGUCGACACACUUACUGGCUACUAUUGCGAAUGUAAUCAAGGAUACAAGCUUCUCCAAGACGAAAAAGCGUGCGCAGACAUUGACGAAUGCAUAGAAACUCCAGGAGUAUGUUCGCAAUAUUGCUCCAACACCCCUGGCAGUUACUAUUGCAAAUGCAACGAGCAAUUCUACGAAAGAGAACCCGACGAGCACACUUGCAAACGAAAAGAUAAAAUCGAACCAUGGGUGGUGUUCACCAACAAGUACUACAUCAGGAAUAUGUCGAUCGAUGCCAAAGUUUAUAAUCUCGUACAUCAAGACCUGAUGAACGUGGUUGCUUUGGACUUUGACUAUCAAGAUCAAAAAAUGUAUUUCUGCGACGUCACAGCUAAAACCAUAUUUAGAACUCCAAUUGGUGGCAAUGAACGAGAAUCUGUUGUGAGGCAUGAUUCUCAUGGUUUGGAAGGAAUUUCUAUUGAUUGGAUUGGAAGAAAACUUUAUUGGUUGGACCGACACUCUAAGAACCUUGACGUAGCCGAACUAAAUGGUACCAACAGAAAAACAAUAAAAACAAGCAUUGCAGAUCCAAGAGCUUUGGUUGUCCAUCCAGGUACCGGAUAUUUGUAUUUUACUUCCUGGCAUUUGCAAGCUUACAUAGGAAAAUUGGGCAUGGACGGCACUAAUUUCACUAGGAUUUUAACCUGGAACGACGAUAUCGCUUGGCCUAAUGCUCUUACCAUUGAUUUCUUCACGGAUAGACUAUAUUUUGCUGAUGCCCAUUUGGAUUAUAUUGCCUUCACUGAUUUAGAAGGACGUCACAGGCAUAUAGUUUUAUCUGGCAAUGCUGUUCCUCAUGUGUUUGCCAUCACCUUGUUUGACGACAACCUUUAUUGGACUGAUUGGAACCUGAAAGCAAUCUCAAGAGCCAAUAAAUUCACAGGGCAAGAUCUUCAAGUUUUAAGAAACACUACUCAUAAGCCUUAUGAUAUUCAUAUAAUGCAUCCAUUAAGGCAAUUGCCUUAUCCUAACCCUUGUGGUACCAAUAAUGGAGGCUGUUCGCAUUUGUGCCUGAUUUCACCACCUCCUGCAUCCAGCUAUUUAAAUAUUGAAGGUUACGGAGAAGAAGGAAUGACUGGAUUUACUUGCGCCUGUCCAAAUCAAUUUUAUUUAAGUCCCGAUCAUAAAACUUGCAUUGCCAAUUGCACAGAGGGACAAUGGCUUUGCAAGGGUAACGAUGAAAAAUGUAUUCCAUGGUUCUGGAAGUGCGACGGUGAAAAGGACUGCAAAGAUGGUUCUGAUGAACCAGACACUUGCCCACCAAGACAGUGUCGCAAUGGAACCUUCCAAUGUAAAAAUAAUAAUUGCACACCAUCAGCCACUAUUUGUGAUGGAACUGACGAUUGUGGUGAUAAUUCUGAUGAAGCCAAUUGCGACAAAGAGUGUCCAGAACUUGAAAUGAAGUGCAAAUCAAACGGCAGAUGUAUCCUCAACAGUUGGAAGUGCGAUGGGGACGCUGAUUGUAAAGACGGCUCAGACGAAGACCCGGCCAUUUGCCAUAACAGAAAGUGCGACGAAGAAACUGAAUUUGCUUGCAAAAACGGCAAAUGCAUCCCGAAAUUGUGGAUGUGCGACUUUGAUAAUGAUUGCGGCGAUGAUUCUGACGAACCGGCCUACAUGUGCAGACAAAGAAAUUGUACCACCGGUUGGCAGAGGUGUCCCGGAAGGACCAAUUACAGGUGUAUUCCGAAAUGGCUCUUCUGUGACGGGAAAGAUGAUUGUCGAGACAACAGUGACGAGUUACCUGAAAAUUGUCCAGAUUGUAAUGCUCAAACGGACUUUAAAUGCAAAAACAACCGUUGCGUACCCAAACAGUGGACGUGCGACUUUUCAGAUGACUGUGGCGAUGGUAGUGAUGAAGUUGACGAUAUGUGCAAAGGAGUUUUUAGACAAUGUUCCGAAUCAGAAUUCCAAUGUUCCAACGGCAAAUGUAUCUCGUCAAGAUGGAGAUGCGACCACGAAGACGACUGCGGAGAUAAUUCCGAUGAAAUCGGCUGCAGCGGCUUCCAAUGCAAAAACGGAACGUUCCAAUGCGCCAGCGGACAUUGCAUUGCAUCCUACUUCAGAUGCGACGGCGACCGGGACUGCAGGGACAUGUCCGACGAGAAAAAUUGUCCACCCAAAUAUCCUGGUGGACGUUAUUGUCCAGAAAACAGGUUCCAAUGCGACAAUCAUUUGUGCAUUAGUCAGGCGGACUUGUGCGAUGGUGCCGAUGACUGUGGAGAUAAUUCCGAUGAAGCGCCUUCGUUGUGUACCAACUUUAAUUGCGAUAGCUUGAAGAGGUUCCAGUGUAAUAACCACAAGUGUAUUCCUAGAUAUCAACUUUGUGAUGGUAUAGACAACUGCGGCGAUGGUUCCGACGAAAACAACAUGACCCUCUGCGGUAAAAAAGUGAAACCUUGCAACGCCUUCACAGAAUUCAAAUGUGCAAACGACAAAUGUAUCGAGAAGAAGCAAAUUUGCGAUUUCGCUGACGAUUGUGGUGAUAGUUCUGACGAAUUGGGUUGUCAUCACAAUAACGUUUGCAGCGAUUUGACUAGAGGUGGUUGCGAGCACACUUGUACCAACCUUACAGGAGGCGGAUAUAUUUGCUCGUGCUUCAGUGGUUUUAUUAUAUCAAAAGAUAACAGAAAAGUUUGCUUGGAUGUGGAUGAGUGCGCCACUGGACAACAUCAUUGCUCUCAAGUGUGUACCAACCUCAAUGGAACUUAUGCUUGCUCCUGCAAAGACGGAUUUAGCUUAUCUGAUCAAUUGUCAGGAGUGUGUAGAGCAAACGUAGAAAAUUCUGAGCUACUUUUCGCCAACGGUCCAGAAAUUAGAGCCUUAGAUUUGAGACUGAAAGACGAAAAAGGAAUUAUUACUGAAGAAAAACGAAUUGAAGCUGUCGAUUAUGAUCCUGUUGCUCAUAUGAUAUUUUGGGCUGAUUCUUAUGAUAAAACUAUAAAGAGGAGCUAUUUGCCUUUGGCACUCAAUGGAGAUGUUAAGACUGGAUUUGCACAGGAUUUGGAAAUGAAAGGAAGCUCCAAACCUACUGCGAUAGCUGUCGAUUGGGUUGCUGGUAAUUUAUACUGGGCGGAAACUGAUAGGGCUGGAUCCAAACCAAAAGGUCGCAUUAUGGUGGCCAAAACGGAUGGACGUUAUCGCAGAGCUUUAGUUAAUGCAGGCCUAGAAAAUCCAACAUCUUUAGUCUUAGACCCACAGCUUGGACGUAUGUUCUGGACCGAUUCUGGUUCGGCUCCCAAAAUUGAAGUGUCCUGGAUGGACGGUUCUAAACGUCGUCCACUGAUAACAGAUGAAAUUCGUCAUCCUACUGGAUUAGCCAUUGACUAUGCCAUGGGUCAUACCUUAUAUUGGGUAGACACUAAAUUGAAUACAAUAGAAACUAUGAGACCUGAUGGUACAAUGCGAAAAGUUCUAAUUAAAGGCGACAUGUUGAAACAUCCAAUAUCUUUGGAUGUAUUUGAGAAUUAUUUGUAUUGGAUCACUAAGGAUACUGGGGAAGUGGUUAAGCAGGAUAAAUUUGCAAGAGGCGUACCUGUGACUGUGCAAAGAGAUCUUUUAAAUCCAUCCAGCAUUAAAGUAUUGCACGAAUUAAGAUACAAUACCUCGUUGCCCAAUGCCUGCAGAAAUAACCAAUGUUCACAUUUAUGUUUGAUUGUGCCCAACGGGCACAGAUGCUCUUGUCCUGAUUCUUCUGUAAUGCCAUCUCACAAAACCAAAGCAGAAAUCAUUUGUGAUGCUCCUAUAGAAUCGGAAAGAGCUCUCCCCAGAGUAUGCCAGUGUCAAAACGGUGGUCUUUGUAGGGAAGAUGUUAAUGGCGAGCUCUUAUGCGAGUGUUUGCCCAAUUACCAAGGCCAGUACUGUGACUAUUUGACAGCUCAUGGCAGUAGUACCGGUGGAAAUACUGCCACAGCUGUUGUGGUUCCUAUUGUGGUCAUUUUGCUUAUUUUGGGGGCUGCCACUGGUGUAUGGUUCUUUAUUAGGAAGAGACCAUUCGGAAAAGGUGUAGGUUUAGGUUCCAUAGCCAGUAGUCAUAGUGUUUCAUUCAGACAAGGAACCAACGUUGAAUUUGGCUCGCAAAGUUUCAAUGGUUCAUCUGGGGCUCCGGAACCUUUGGAUGUUGCUUACCAUCUGGAUCCAGUCAAUAGCAAAAAUAGAGACUUCCAUAAUCCUAUGUAUGAUGCUGUACAAAAUAAUCCUGAGAUGGUUGGCAAUGGUAGUACAGCUCUCUACGAAGUACCUCCUGACGUUCCAAAAGUUAAGUCUGAUAGUUUUACAGAACCUCCAAGUGCUGUAAUAGCUCCAUCUAGUAUUACGCACAGAACGUCUCCACAAGUCCAAGUUAGACACAAAGAAACCAAUCCAGCCAACCACGACACUGGCAAAGAUACUCAAAAAUUAGUCGAGGAGGACUGCUGAUACACGGUGUCCCUCAAACGCCGUUAAUAUCUUAAAAUAUUUAUUUUUUUAAUUUUAUUGGAGAGGACGCAAAAUGGAUCUGAAAUCAUCGAAAAACUAGCGUCCCGAAGAAGAGACCAUCUGUGAUUUUUAUAAGUAAAGUGUAUUAUCAAAAAACCUGAACAUUCCAUAAUUUUAUCCAAUAUUUGUAUAGUGAUUAGUGAAGAUUCCAUAUUAUAUUUUUGUAUUGAAGCAAAUAGAGAGCCUGUUCAAAAAUUAAUAUAAAAGGGUAUGUUCAUAGUGCCAUUUUUCGCAAAACAGGUUUUCGAAGAAAAAAAGUAAUUAUAAAAGGGGAUCUUUUAGAAUUUUCUGUAAAUAUAAUUAAAUAUUAUUUAUAGCGCAUGUUGAAAUUGCCACUCCCCACUUACUUUUUAAGACGACUUUGAUUUCCAAGCUCUACAUAGAGGCAGUUUGUUCUAACUCUAAUAUACAUAUAAACUAAAUACCCGUCCAAAAGCUGUAGUGUUGUAUUAAAAAUACUUUAUUUUUCUGAAACUACAUAAUAUGCAUUGUUUGAAAAUUUUAUAUAUUUUUAAAUUUUAUCAACUUGUUAUUUAAUUCUUAUAGGUUUAUUAGUCAUAUCACUAUAUGAAGAGUUUACAAUAAUAAUUUUGUUUGUUGAUGCAGUUUUUGUCAAAUAUUGGGACAAAUUUUGUACUGUUAACGGACCUUUUACAAUCGAUUUUUCUUCAAUAUAAUGAUUGUACUUAAAUUGACAGCAAUGAGAAACGUUUUUGAAAGGUUCGAUGAUGAUAAUGUUUGAUUUCGUUGCAAAUACGUUUUUUUGAUAUUUGUACAUAUUUCUUGGGAACAAAACUGUAGUUUUAAUUAUAAUAUAAAGUGGUUGUUUUAAAAA
Ceutorhynchus assimilis (cabbage seed weevil) is the source of this 14971-nucleotide messenger RNA. The record is from the annotation of a GenBank genome assembly. Lineage: Eukaryota; Metazoa; Arthropoda; Insecta; Coleoptera; Curculionidae.